AUGCGCUAUCUCACAACUUCAUUCAAGAUACUGUCCAACGUAGCCAAGGAGCUUAUUCCUGAUGAGCUGGAGCAGUGGGGACGUCUUUGGAUUGGGAACGGGGGCGAUGAGGUUCAUGCAUGUGGGUAUCACAAGCUGCGUUCCAACGGAAGGGAUGCAGCAUUUGUUUGCUACAAGCUUAUGGUAGACCAGGACGCCAACCUAGUCUCAGCAAACAAACGCCUCAAAGAGGAAAGUCAAUAUGGCAAACUCCGGCAUGUAUUUGUCGUGACAAUCCCGCCAAAAACCCCCAACAUCAACCCAAGCCGCAAGAAGAAUCAAUACCUAUUGCUUGCACAAAUAUACAAAGCACGGUCAAGAGCAACAAAAUAG
This is a messenger RNA of Rhizoctonia solani, 372 nucleotides long. RefSeq names its product Transposase family Tnp2 protein. NCBI's taxonomy places the organism in Eukaryota, Fungi, Basidiomycota, Agaricomycetes, Cantharellales, Ceratobasidiaceae. The record is from RefSeq and is a predicted model, not a curated record. The coding region runs from base 1 to 372 and encodes 123 amino acids. The transcript is spliced from 2 exons.